AUGCCUCCAAAGUCGAACAAGCCUCUACUGUUAUAUCUAUCGGCUGCUCACGAGUCUUUAGGAUGCAUGCUCGCCCAGGAGGACGAAGGAGUCGAAAGAGCGGUUUACUAUGAGUCAACGUUUGACCGAUACAGAAAUCGCUACACCGACAUAGAGAAAAUAUGUCUCUGCUUGUACUUCACCUGCUGCAAACUCCGGUAUAACAUGUUGUCGGUGGUAGUAUAUGUCAUGUCUCAAACCGAUAUCAUCAAAGCAGUAAAGGGACAAGUCUUAGCCGAUUUUUUGUCAGACCAUCCCUAUAUCACCUUGGAGGAGGAGAAGGUGAACUAUGUAGAUGAAACUACUUGGAGAAUGUGGUUCGAUGGAUCUAGAACCAGCCAGGGGGCAGGGGCAGGAGUCCAUAUCAUAUCACCAUUAGAGGCGUUAUACAAGGUGUCUUUCACCCUGAACUUUGAAUGUACGAACAACCAAGCUGAGUACGAAGCUCUGACAUUCGGUUUAGAGAUAUUGGCCAAACUGGGGGCAACAACGAUUCAAGUAUGGGGAGAUUCCUUGUUGGUCAUCAAGCAAGUGAUAGGAGAGUUCAAGUGCGAAUCCGAGCUCUUAGUAAGGUUGGAAUAUACCGAGAGGCCUGACAAUUUUAUCGCCAAUGAUUUGGCUCAGCAUAGUAGCGGCUAUAUGGUUAACCUCCAAUUUGAUUCCUACGAAAGAGAAGCGUCGAAUCUCUAUACCGGGGGCAUCACCAUUGAAGAAAGGAAUUUUUUAUUGUAUCAGCUGGAUGUAACCCAAAAUUGGAGGACUGAAAUCCUCAAAUGGUUAGAGAAGCCAGAUUUGACAAAUAGAAGAUUAAGAACCUUGGCUUUGAAUUAUGUCGUCCUUGCGGGCGAGCUCUAUAAAAAAGGAUUUGAAGGCUUGUUGUUCAGAUGCAUCGGCCCAAAAGAAGCAAUAUUGACAAUGGCCGAGGUUCAUAAAGGGAUAACAGGCGCUCACCAGGCAGGGCCAAGAAUGAGAUGGUUGAUUCACAAGUAUGGGUUCUACUGGCCGAAGAUGGAGCAAGAUUGCAUCAGGUAUGCAAAAGGGUGUGAGGUUUGUCAGAAAUGCGGACCGAUACAGCAUGUACCUGUCGAACAACUUCAUUCCACCAUCAAGCCAUAG
Messenger RNA from Mercurialis annua (annual mercury), 1155 nucleotides. RefSeq lists its product as uncharacterized. The coding region runs from base 1 to 1155 and encodes 384 amino acids. The transcript has 3 exons. The record is from RefSeq and is a predicted model, not a curated record. Gene Ontology annotation, molecular function: RNA-DNA hybrid ribonuclease activity; nucleic acid binding. NCBI's taxonomy places the organism in Eukaryota, Viridiplantae, Streptophyta, Magnoliopsida, Malpighiales, Euphorbiaceae.